GUGCUUGGAUGCCACCGCCGGACAGACAAGGAGGAGUGUGGGUCGCGACGCAUAUUACUGGGGAGCAUCUUGCUGGCCAGCCGAGGCUGGCGGGCUCGGGCUUGAGUCCGGGGCAGCCUCCCUCGCACCUCUCGCCGGCUUCCAGGGUGGGGGCGGGGCUUGAGUGUUUUACUUCCGGAUCCCACAGCUACGACACCGGAAGCCGGAACUGGGAAUUUGGCAGCGGGACAAGGGAAGGGCGACUGCGGAACCUGGACUUUCUCGGAGCGCCGGGGUCCGAGGAGCGCUCGGUGCCCGCCGCUCCUGCCCUUCUCACAUCGGAUCGAUUCUGCUGACAGAGCUUGCCUUGUUGGAUGAGCAGGCCGCCCUGGAAGAGUCAGCCGAGUGAGAUGGUGCAGCCUAGCGGCGGCCCAGCCGGGGACCCAGACGUGCUGGCUGAAGAGUCUUCUCUGGGGAAGCCGGCCAUGCUCCACCUGCCUUCAGAGCAGGGCACCCCGGAGACCUUCCAGCGCUGUCUGGAGGAGAAUCAAGAGCUCCGAGAUGCCAUCAGGCAGAGCAACCAGAUGCUGCGGGAGCGCUGUGAGGAGCUGCAGCGUCUGCAGGGCAGCCAGCGGGAGGAGAAGGAAUUCCUCAUGCAGAAGUUCCAGGAGGCCAGGAAGCUGGUGGAGAGACUGAGCCUGGAGAAGGUGGACCUGCGCCGGCAGAAGGAGCAGGCCCUGCAUGAAGUGGAGCGCCUGAAGCGGUGCCAGCAGCAGAUGGCCGAGGACAAGGCCUCGGUGAAGGCGCAGGUGACGUCCCUGCUGGGGGAGCUCCAGGAGAGCCAGAGUCGCCUGGAGGCUGCUGCCAAGGAGCGGCAGGCUCUGGAGAGCAGGGCCCGGGCAGCCAGCGAGCAGGCCCGGCAGCUGGAGAGUGAGCGGGAGGCGCUGCAGCAGCGGCACAGCGUGCAGGUGGACCAGCUGCGCAUGCAGAACCAGAGCAUGGAGGCCGCCCUGCGCAUGGAGCGCCAGGCUGCCUCGGAGGAGAAGCGGAAGCUGGCCCAGCUGCAGGUGGCCUAUCACCAGCUCUUCCAGGAGUACGACAGCCACAUCAAGAGCAGCGCGGUGAGCAGCGAGCGGAGCCGAGGAUCACAGCUGGAAGAUCUCAAGCAGCAGCUCCAGCAGGCCGAGGAGGCCCUGGUGGCCAAACAGGAAUUGAUUGACAAACUGAAGGAAGAGGCUGAGCAGCACAAGAUCGUGAUGGAGACGGUUCCAGUCCUGAAAGCCCAGGCGGAUAUCUACAAGGCGGACUUCCAGGCUGAGAGGCAGGCCCGGGAGAAGCUGGCUGAGAAGAAGGAGUUCCUGCAGGAACAGCUGGAGCAGCUGCAGAGGGAGUACAGCAGGUUAAAGACCAGCUGCCAGGAAUCGGCCAGGAUUGAAGACAUGAGGAAGCGACACGUAGAGGUCUCCCAGGCCCCCUUAGCCCCUGCCUCGACUCACCACUCCUUUCAACUGGCCCUGCCCAGCCAGAGGAGAAGCCCCCCUGAGGAGCCACUCAACUUCUGUUGCCCCAAGUGCCAGUAUCAGGCCCCUGACAUAGACACCCUGCAGAUACACGUCAUGGAGUGCAUCGACUAGGGCUCUACUGGGAGCUGCGCGCUGCCCCGGGCUGCCGCUCUCCCCUCCUGCCUGCCUGCUGUGCAUCGUGGGCCGGCCGACAGACAGGGGGCCCCUUCUUUGAGCCCCAAGAGCUAGCUGCAGGGCCUCACGCUUCAGCACCCCUCUCCGCUGGUCUGCCCUUUCCCGGGUACCUGGAGCCUGAGCCAGGCCUGACCUUCGGCUCCUUUUCUUCGUUUUGUCCGCUUGAACUGCUCGCCUCUGGAACUCCUCCCUCCACCCGCACUGAUGGAGUCAAGAACCAAGGCCAGGGCCCUCAGCAUGAAUGGCUCCCCAGGCUGAGAUGGCCAGUACCCACGGACCCUUCUCCCACCCAGGCUCCUGUGCUGAGCCCUCUUACGGCCAGUGUGCUGUUCCAUCGUC
Messenger RNA from Vicugna pacos (alpaca), 2015 nucleotides. It is a transcript of the gene IKBKG, whose product is annotated as inhibitor of nuclear factor kappa B kinase regulatory subunit gamma. Gene Ontology annotation, cellular component: cytoplasm; IkappaB kinase complex; nucleus. NCBI's taxonomy places the organism in Eukaryota, Metazoa, Chordata, Mammalia, Artiodactyla, Camelidae. Gene Ontology annotation, molecular function: K63-linked polyubiquitin modification-dependent protein binding. Gene Ontology annotation, biological process: positive regulation of canonical NF-kappaB signal transduction. The record is from RefSeq and is a predicted model, not a curated record.